CCGCCCUCCCAGCCGCCUGCUCGCCCGCCCGCCAGCCCGCGCGUCCGACGCGGGGGCCGCCGCCGUCUCUGCGUCCGCCAUGCGUCCCGGGACGCCGGGGCCACUGUGGCCACUGCCCUGGGGGGCCCUGGCUUGGGCCGUGGGCUUCGUGGGCUCCGUGGGCUCCGUGGGCUCGGGGGACCCCGCGCCCGGUGGUGUGUGCUGGCUCCAGCAGGGCCGAGAGGCCACCUGCAGCCUGGUGCUGAAGACUGACGUCAGCCAAGCGGAGUGUUGUGCCUCCAGCAACAUUGACACCGCUUGGUCCAACCUCACUCACCCAGGGAACAAGAUCAGCCUUCUGGGCUUCCUGGGCCUUGUCCACUGCCUCCCCUGCAAAGAUUCGUGCGAGGGCGUGGAGUGCGGCCCCGGCAAGGCGUGCCGCAUGCAGGGGGGCCGCCCGCGCUGCGAGUGCGCGCCCGACUGCGCGGGGCUCCCGGCGCGCCUGCAGGUCUGCGGCUCAGACGGCGCCACCUACCGCGACGAGUGCGAGCUGCGCGCCGCGCGCUGCCGCGGCCACCCGGACCUGCGCGUCAUGUACCCGGGACGCUGCCGCAAGUCCUGCGCGCACGUCCUGUGCCCGCGGCCGCAGUCGUGCGUGGUGGACCAGACGGGCAGCGCUCACUGCGUGGUGUGUCGCGCGGCGCCCUGCCCCGCGCCCUCCAGUCCCGGCCAGGAGCUCUGCGGCAACAACAACGUCACCUACAUGUCCUCGUGCCACCUCCGCCAGGCCACCUGCUUCCUGGGCCGCUCUAUCGGCGUGCGCCACCCGGGCAGCUGUGCAGGCACCCCUGAGCCGUCAGAUGCAGGGUCGGAGGAGGAGGAGGAGAACUUCGUGUGAGCCUGUGGGGCCGGCUUGGGCCUGGCGUUCAAGGCCUCCCCGUUUUAUUUAUUGCCACAGCCGAAUCUAAUUUAUGUCCCAUGGACGCUUCCCAGAGCCUGGACAGGGACCACCUGGGGCGGGGGGGGGGGCCGGGGG
Callorhinus ursinus (northern fur seal) is the source of this 1015-nucleotide messenger RNA. RefSeq names its product follistatin like 3 (gene FSTL3). NCBI's taxonomy places the organism in Eukaryota, Metazoa, Chordata, Mammalia, Carnivora, Otariidae. Gene Ontology annotation, biological process: anatomical structure development. The record is from RefSeq and is a predicted model, not a curated record. Gene Ontology annotation, molecular function: collagen binding; calcium ion binding; protein binding.